AUGCUGACAGACCGUAAGCCAAAUCCACUUGUGGUCAUUGGAGCGGAGGACGAGAACGAAACUGGGAGCUAUCAGGAGCUGUCUAUGAUUCAAAGCAACCAGUCGACGAAGACGCCUCUACCGUACCGUGAGUACGUCCACGACCUGGUGCAGGGAGGCUGGGACAUCUUGAAGCCUCUGGACGAAUACAUGAGCGUGGAUAUCGAGGAUCAAGAGCUAGUCGUACCGAUACUGGAAAUCACAGACACUUCCCGCCUUGAGCGUCGGCCGGAUAUACACGAUGGGCUUGCGCUCAAGAAAUUCUGGGAUGAGGGGAAGCCUGCCAACGUGAAGGUUCGAACGUAUAUGGCUGAGCCAGGGGGCGACUUGGCGGCAGGCGUAAUGGCGGCGCUGGGGAGCUCGUUGGAUCUGGAUCCGAGACUCUUCCAGUCCGGCUUACGUGGGCAUAAGCGUGUUCUUGCGCCGUCGGAUCAUCAUAGGGCACCGUUCACGAGCAUAAAGUUUGGAGUGCCGAAGCUCUCGACGCCUUUGAUGACGGAUGCUGAGAAGUUUAAGGUUACGUUUUUAUGUCAAGCCUGA
Molecule: messenger RNA, 579 nt
Organism: Letharia columbiana
Lineage: Eukaryota; Fungi; Ascomycota; Lecanoromycetes; Lecanorales; Parmeliaceae
Exons: 2
Coding region: 1-579 (192 amino acids)
Source: RefSeq, a predicted model, not a curated record